This is a messenger RNA of Rhodofomes roseus, 693 nucleotides long. RefSeq lists its product as uncharacterized. The transcript has a single exon. Bases 1 to 693 code for a protein of 230 amino acids. NCBI's taxonomy places the organism in Eukaryota, Fungi, Basidiomycota, Agaricomycetes, Polyporales, Fomitopsidaceae. The record is from RefSeq and is a predicted model, not a curated record.
AUGAACACCAUCCAGAGCGUCCUCCCCGCCGACGCCACCGCGCGCGUCCUCGAGGAGUACCUCGCGAGCGCAGCCCAAUCGCGCGAGUCCGGCUUCGACAGCGACGAAGCCAUGUCGACCGAUUCCUCCUUCAUCGACGAGAGCUCCUCCUCGCUCGCCACCUCGAGCGACGUCGCCUCCGCGUUCUCCUCGCUGACGCUCUUCGACCGGCUGCACACGGGGUCCAUCGGCUCGGACGACUCCGGGUUCAGCAGCGACGACGAGUUCGCGGACGACGAGAUCCGCGCGCGGCAGCGGCUCCGCAAGGACCUUGUGCUGGGCCGCCCGCCGGCCGCGCUCAUGCGCUGGCGCGCGCGCGAGCUGGUAGACCUGCAUGAGGCGUACAUGAAGCAGCUCGCCGACGCGGACGUCGAGCUCGCGGAGCUCACUGGCGUGGCGAACGAUGUUAUCGUCCGCCGGCCGGUGACGGUCGAGUAUCGCGCGCCACCCGAUGUGAAUGGGCAGGAUACGGCGGCGAUCGUGCGCGACCUCAGGAUGCGCUCGGCGAAGGAGAUCGCGGACAUGGAGAGGCCGGAGUCGGUAGGAGCGUUGGUGCUCUUGGCGCAGGCGCUGUUCAGGCGCGAGAAGGAGGUCAAGAGGAUCCUGUACAGCAGGAGUUCAUACCGGAUGGACGAAGACAGUGAGGACGACUAG